Messenger RNA from Humulus lupulus (European hop), 2457 nucleotides. RefSeq lists its product as uncharacterized. Gene Ontology annotation, molecular function: nucleic acid binding. NCBI's taxonomy places the organism in Eukaryota, Viridiplantae, Streptophyta, Magnoliopsida, Rosales, Cannabaceae. The transcript is spliced from 6 exons. Bases 1 to 2457 code for a protein of 818 amino acids. The record is from RefSeq and is a predicted model, not a curated record.
AUGAAGGAGAUUCUCUCUAAUAAGAGAAAGACGGGUUACUAUGAAACAGUGGCGUUAACGGAAGAAUGCAGUGCGAUUUUGCAAAGGAAACUUCCUCAAAAGUUACGAGAGCCUGAGAGUUUUACUAUUCCAUGCACGAUUGGGGAGUUUGAAUCAACUGGGCAAGCAUUGAUAGAUGUGCAAAAAGGAGAGUUAAAGCUGAGAGUUCAAGGGGAAGAAGUAGUAUUUAAUGUGUUUAAGGCUACGCCUUAUCCUAAAGCAAGUGAUAGUUGUUUCUCAGUUGAUGUGCAUAAAAAGUUUGAAGAAUUGGGUGAAGGACCAGAAAGACCAUUACCAUCGAUUCUGAAGCCACCUGUUUUAGAAUUGAAAGUUUUACCAGACCAUCUCCGUUAUGCUUAUCUUGGGGAAAAAGAGACUCUUCCAGUUAUAGUUUCAUCAUUACUUUCAGAAGUAGAGGAGGAGAAGUUGUUGAGGGUGUUAAGAUCUCAUAAAACUUCUAUAGGGUGGACUCUGGCUGAUCUAAGAGGAAUUAGCCCAUCGACAGUUAUGCAUAGAAUUCUCAUGGAGGAUGAUGCAAGACUGACUAUUGAUGCUCAACGAAGACUCAAUCCGAAAAUGAAAGAAGUGAAUGAAAGUAAUAAACUGAUUCCAACAAGGACUGUGACGGGUUGGAGGAUUUGUAUAGAUUAUCGGAAGUUGAAUAAGGAAACUAGGAAAGAUCAUUUUCCUUUGCCUUUUAUUGAUCAGAUGUUGGAUAGGUUGGCGGGGCAUAACUACUAUUGUUUUCUAGAUGGGUACUCAGGCAAUCAUCAGAUUGUAAUUGCACCGGAGGAUCAAGAGAAGACAACGUUUACAUGUCCUUAUGGGACUUUUGCUUUUAGAAGGAUGCCAUUCGGGUUAUGUAAUGCACCAGCCACGUUUCAACGGUGUAUGAUGGCAAUAUUUUCUGACAUGGUAAAGAAGGGGAUUGAAAUUUUUAUGGAUGAUUUUUCGGUUUAUGGGUCCUCUUUUGACACGUGUUUGACUAAUUUGGAGCUGGUGUUGAGGAGGUGUGAAGAGUCGCAUUUGGUGCUUAAUUGGGAAAAGUGCCACUUUAUGGUAAAUGAAGGAAUUGUUAUGGGGCACAAGAUUUCUAAGAAAGGCAUCGAAGUGGAUAGGGAAAAAAUUUCUAUGAUAGAGAAUUUGCCACCACCAGUUUCAGUAAAAGGAGUAUGGAGUUUCUUAGGUCAUGCAGGAUUUUAUAGGAUGUUUAUCAAAGACUUAUCCAAAGUUUCGAAGCCACUAUCCACUUUGUUAUUGAAUGGGGUUACAUUCGAUUUUGAUGAGAAGUGUCAACAAGCUUUUAGGAUACUUAAGGAGAAAUUGAUCUCGGCACCUGUAGUUGUUGCGCCUCAAUGGGAUUUGCCAUUUGAACUGAUGUGUGACGCCACUGAUUUUGCGGUUGGGGCAGUGUUGGGACAAAGAGUUGACAAGGAUAAGAAAGGUACUGAGAAUUUGGUGGCUGAUCACUUGUCUAGAUUAGAUGUUGAUGAAGAUUCUCUUGAUAAAGAAGUUCAGAUUAAUGAUGUUUUUCUUGAUGAGCAGCUGUUCGAAGUAAGUGUUUGCAAGGGUGUUCCAUGGUUUGCAGACUAUGUUAAUUAUUUGGCUGCUAAGGUUAUACCUCUUGAGAUGACAAGGCAACAACUCAAGAAAUUUUAUUUGGAGGUGAAGCAUUAUUAUUGGGAGGAGCCUAUUAUGUAUAAACAUUGCCCUGAUCAAGUUAUUAGGAGAUGUGUGCCCGAAGAGGAGAUGUUUUCAAUCUUAACUCACUGUCAUAGUUUGCAUUGCGACGAUCAUUUUGGCGGAACAAGAACAUCAGCAAAAGUUUUGCAAAGUGGGUUUUACUGGCCUACAUUAUUUAAAGAUGCUAAUGAUUUUGUCAAAAGUUGUGAUUGUUGUCAACGGACUGGGAAUAUAUCAAGAAGAGAUCAAAUGCCGAUGACUGGUAUUUUGGAAGUUGAGUUAUUUGACUUGUUCACUGCUCUUUGUGCUCACUAUGGUGUUCAUCAUCGAAAAGCGUUAUUCCACCUAAUUGCAAAUGGCCAAGUUGAAGUGUCAAAUAGGGAAAUAAAAGGUAUCUUGGAAAAGACAGUAAAUACUUCGAGGAAGGAUUGGUCGAAGAAUCUUGAUGAUUCACUGUGGGCGUAUCGCACUGCAUUCAAAACUCCGAUUGGUAUGUCACCCUAUCGAUUGGUGUUUGGUAAGGCUUGUCAUUUACCGGUGGAACUGGAGCAUAGAGCUUAUUGGGCUAUGAAAAAGUUAAAUAUUGAUCUCUUUAUGGAGGGACAUAAUAAGCUUAUGGAGUUAAAUGAGCUUGAAGAAUUCCGAAAUGAAGCUUAUGAGAAUGCGAAGAUCUAUAAGAAGAAUUCAAAGGCCUUUCAUGAUAAGCGAAUAUUGAGGAAGGAUUUUCAACCAUGA